AUGUGCAUCCUGGAGCUGCGACUUCACAUUUUGCUGUCUGUUGCGUUAAGCCAUCUGAAAGCCCACCCAUUGCAAGGUUAAUAACUUCAGAAUACGAAGUACAACACCGCCACUUGUGCGAUGCAACGCCUGACAAGCUUUUUAGGUUGAUCCAGCCAGCAUCUCGGUGCCGUUCUCCCACCUACCAACGUGGGAGCCAAUACAUAUGGCAAGAGGAAUACAGCUGAGGGCUUGAACAGAGCACCGCUGCGUUACUUGCCCCUUUAG
Echinops telfairi (small Madagascar hedgehog) is the source of this 267-nucleotide messenger RNA. It is a transcript of the gene IAPP, whose product is annotated as islet amyloid polypeptide. The record is from RefSeq and is a predicted model, not a curated record. Gene Ontology annotation, cellular component: extracellular region. Gene Ontology annotation, molecular function: hormone activity. Lineage: Eukaryota; Metazoa; Chordata; Mammalia; Afrosoricida; Tenrecidae.